Strongylocentrotus purpuratus (purple sea urchin) is the source of this 4230-nucleotide messenger RNA. It is a transcript of the gene sdha, whose product is annotated as succinate dehydrogenase [ubiquinone] flavoprotein subunit, mitochondrial. The coding region runs from base 448 to 2106 and encodes 552 amino acids. The record is from RefSeq and is a predicted model, not a curated record. Lineage: Eukaryota; Metazoa; Echinodermata; Echinoidea; Camarodonta; Strongylocentrotidae. Gene Ontology annotation, molecular function: electron transfer activity; flavin adenine dinucleotide binding; succinate dehydrogenase (quinone) activity. The transcript is spliced from 16 exons. Gene Ontology annotation, biological process: tricarboxylic acid cycle; mitochondrial electron transport, succinate to ubiquinone.
AGAUUGAUUGCUCUUUCAUAACAAAGUGCACAGACUCGACCUGAGCUGUGAGAAUCGAAUCUACUGGUGAUUUAUAAGUAAGUCAACGACAAUGGCGUCGCAACUUGGAGUGAGAUUGUGGUCGGCUGCGAAGAAAAUCGACAUUUUUCUAGAUUUCUUUCUGCAGGUAACCUGGUUAGACCAGCAGCAACCAAUAACAGGAACUUUCAUUUCUCAAUAGAGGGAAGACAGACAGGAGAUGGAACUAAAACAAGUCAGGUUUCGCGAGACUACCCUGUCGUCGAUCACACGUUUGAUGCUGUCGUCGUCGGUGCUGGUGGCGCCGGUCUGAGGGCAGCAUUUGGUCUUGCUCAUGAGGGGUUUAAGACUGCCUGCAUCACAAAGCUUUUCCCUACCAGGUCACAUACCGUAGCAGCACAGGGUGGUAUCAAUGCUGCACUGGGGAACAUGGAACCAGAUAACUGGAGAUGGCACAUGUAUGACACAGUGAAAGGUUCGGAUUGGCUUGGAGAUCAGGAUGCCAUUCAUUACAUGACAGAGGAGGCCCCAAAGGCCGUUAUCGAGCUUGAGAACUAUGGCAUGCCUUUCAGCAGAACAGAAGAGGGCAAAAUCUACCAGAGAGCCUUCGGGGGUCAGAGCUACGACUACGGCAAGGGAGGUCAAGCACAUAGGUGCUGCGCUGUGGCAGACAGGACUGGUCAUUCCCUGCUACAUACGCUCUAUGGACAGUCUUUGAGAUAUGACACAUCAUACUUCAUUGAGUACUUUGCUCUGGAUCUCAUUAUGGAGGAUGGCGAGUGUCGUGGCGUCGUGGCGCUGUGCAUGGAAGACGGCUCUAUCCAUAGGAUCAGGGCCAAGAACACAGUCCUCGCUACAGGUGGCUACGGCCGUGCAUACUUCAGCUGUACCUCUGCCCAUUCAUGCACUGGGGAUGGUACUGCUAUGCUCACCAGGGCUGGUCUGGCCAAUGAAGACAUGGAGUUUGUCCAGUUUCACCCCACAGGUAUCUACGGAGCAGGUUGCCUCAUCACAGAGGGGUGUCGUGGGGAGGGUGGAUACCUCCUCAACAGCGAGGGUGAGAGGUUUAUGGAGAGGUACGCCCCCACGGCCAAGGACCUCGCUUCCAGGGAUGUCGUCUCAAGGUCCAUGACCAUUGAGAUCAGGGAAGGAAGGGGCUGUGGACCAGACAAGGACCAUGUAUACCUGCAGCUGUCCCAUCUCCCACCAGAGCAGCUGGCCAUGAGACUGCCAGGCAUCUCAGAGACGGCCCAGAUCUUCGCCGGUGUAGACGUGACCAGGGACCCUGUUCCGGUGCUUCCCACAGUCCACUACAACAUGGGAGGGGUACCCACCAACUACAAGGGACAGGUGAUACAAUACAGCGAUGAGAAUGGUGAUACCAUUGUGCCCGGUUUGUACUCGUGCGGAGAGGCUGCCUGCGCCUCUGUCCAUGGGGCCAACAGACUGGGUGCCAACUCACUGCUUGAUCUGGUGGUCUUUGGACGCGCCUGUGCUCACACCAUCACCGAGGAGAACAGGCCGGGAGAGAAAAUCCCAGACAUCAAAGCGAAUGCCGGUGAGGUUUCAGUGGCCAACCUUGACAAGCUGAGGUAUGCUGAUGGUGAUGUCAAGGCUGCUGAUCUCAGGCUUAAGAUGCAGAGAACCAUGCAGAACAAUGCCGCAGUAUUCAGGACAGGAGAGACGUUGUCAGAGGGUAUUGACUUGAUCGACGAUGUCUACAAGAACCUUGACAACAUCAAGCUCUUUGAUCGUGGCAUCGUGUGGAACACAGAUCUGGUAGAGGCCCUUGAGCUACAGAACCUUCUGUUGAACUCGGUCCAGACCAUGCACAGCGCUGAGGCACGCAAGGAGAGCAGGGGAGCCCAUGCUAGAGAAGAUUUCAAGGAUCGUAUUGAUGAGUACGACUUCAAGAAACCCCUUGAAGGCCAGGAGAAGAAACCUGUCGAAGAACACUGGAGAAAGCAUACUAUGUCACACAUGGAUGAGCACACUGGCGAGGUCAAGCUAGAGUACAGACCAGUCAUUGACGAGACCCUUGACCAACAAGACUGUGCCACUGUCCCGCCAGCAGUCAGAUCUUACUAAGCCCUUUAUUAUUCUGAAGUAACAGUAUCAGAACUUUAUGAAAUCACAUCACUAAAAAUAUCAUGAGAAACACUGUACAGCGAUCUUGAUACUGAUAUUUUUUUUUUAUAGAUAUUGUCUUACACAUGUAUGGUAUUUUGAAAACAUCUUCAUUUGUGAUACCAUGAGAGAUGUAGUGCCUCAUACUGGCUGGUAUAUGGAUUCUGAUUCGCUUUUGGCCAAGUAAUGCAUUACCCGAUAUGUACUGAAAGAUAUAAAUAUAAGUUGUCUGUCAGGAUGUCCUAUGUCAUUGAAUAUCAAUACCCAGAUAAGCCAUAGAUUUUGGCUACAACAAUUGGAAGAUUGAAAAAGGUUUGAAAUUUUUUUUAUUGAUUUUCGCACAUCAGUUUUACAUUUGUAUUCAAAUUUAUUGAUGGUCCUUUCCCACAACCAGGUUAUGAAAUGUUCAAUUCACCCUUACAUGUUAUUAUAGCAUCUAUGCGAAUAAAAUCCACCUUGCAGGCAUCAGCAAUGUCAGGUAAAUCUCUGACAAGCUUUGGAGUCAUGGAGAGCUUCUGUUAUUCAAGAAUUAUGCAUCUGCUUUGAAUUCAUAGCUAGAUUGUUGUUCUUUCACUUCAUUGUCAUUUCAAGGAUUUAAUUGGUUUCCGUUUCGUGAAUUUGAGCUUAUGUACUUGAGUGAUCAUUUAAAGGUACAACUGUAGAUGGUCAAUGAGUGAUUUAUGAUGGCUUAAUGUGACGAUCAAUCCUGACCAUAUUGAGCUGGCUUCAUUUGCAAAAGUAUAUUAUACUCACAUCUUUGCAAUCCCUUUCACAUAUGUACAUAUUGUGUGAAGUUGAGUCAUUUAGUGUGUCAUAAUAUAUGUCAUGAAACAUUAUACCAAUGAUAGCAUUGAAACUUGUGUGUGAACAUCUUUAUAUCUUGGUGUAUCUUGAUGUAUUUCAUGCAAAACAUAUUAAGUAAUGCUAAUUUAGUAGUCAGUUAAUCUUAUAUCAACAAACUGAUUUGUAAUGCUUGUCAUGACUAGUAUGGAAAAACUUGAACCCCUUAUUUUGUAAAAGUUUUAUUUAAUUAUGCAUUAAAUUUGUACCUGUUUGAUUGUGAAUAAGAUAGCAGUUAUGUUCUACCUCUAAUCAUCACAUCUAGCAAAGUAUUUUCAUUUGAUCUAAAUAAAUCUAGUGAAUUUAAGAUUAAUUUAAUAUAUUGAAGGUAUGGGUGUUUAACCAUGUGAUUUUCUUGUUACAUUUUCUAUUUGAAAUAGUUUGUAUUUUGAAUAUUGAUAACAUAUUUUGUGAAUUGUAUGAUGUAACUUCAUGGCAUGUGGGCUUAGAAAUAGUUGUGGAGAGAUUUUCAGAUGAUCCUACAAAUGCCAUAAUGGCAGAGAAAAGAGAGUAAACUAACAUAUACUUAUAAAAUAUGACCCCUUAAAUUGCAAUGGUUUAUGUGAUUGCUUGUAAAUGUAAUAGAUAAUGUGAUGUAUAUGAAUUUGAAUGGUUUGUUGCUGGAAAACAUCACAGUUUACAAUCGCACAGAAAAUAUGAUUUGAUGGACCACUUGAUCUGCUCUCCCAAAUCUGGAGUUCCACAUUAUUGUGCUAUUAUGCAGAGGCAAAGGACAAAAGAGGAAUACAUGUAUACAUUUCCCUUUUUUUUGCAAAGAUACACCACAGUAAAGGGAGUAAUGGUAUCUCACCAGUUAUAAUUCAUUGAAAAUAAAGAAAAAAACGACAAGGAGAUACUAAAGAAUGUGUGUACAUAUGGCAUGACAGAAGGGAAUUUAAUCAUAAAUUCUUUCUAAAUAUUUCCAGGUUGCAAUUGGAUGUAUGUCUUGAUUUACUACAGUGAACUUGCUAAAAUUAUUUCUAUUACACAAAUGUAUGAAUCCUUUUUGAAAUAGAGAUAUUCAAAAUAUCUGUUAUUUCCCAAGCCUCCUUCCACACUUCGUCUGUUAUGGCAUAUGCAUUGGUUAGGAGUUUCCAUUUAUUAUUGAUAGACAACUUAUCAAAAUAUUUGGUGAUAGAUAAAUAUUAAUUAAGCUUCUACUUAUAUUCUUUUGUAAAUACAGAUUGAGUUUAACCGUUCAACAAAUAAAUUCUCCUCUUUUGAGGAAGAAAUUACGAAAUAGAA